GCCGUCGCCGUCCCCGUUCCGCGACCAGACGACCCCAUGGCGGCCACGGCCUCCUCCCUCCUCGCCGCCGCCGCCUCCGUCUCCACCUCCCGCGCGGCCAUCUCCCCCCGCGCGGCCGCCUCCGCCCCCUCCUCGUCCCGCCCUCCCCUCCGCGCCUCCCCCGCGAGGGCCCUCCGGAGCCGCCGCCGCGGCGUCGCCGCCAGCGCCGCCCCCGCGAUGCAGCCGCCGGCGGUGUCCAGGGUCUCCACCGUGGUCGACGUCGACCUCGGCGACCGGAGCUACCCGAUCUACAUCGGCCCCGGCCUCCUCGACGAGCCCGAGCUGCUGCAGAGGCAUGUGAUCGGGAAGAGGGUCCUGGUGGUGACCAACACCACCGUCGCGCCGCUCUACCUGGAGAAGGUCACCUGGGCGCUGACUUACCAAAACCCCAACGUGUCCGUCGAGAGCGUCGUCCUGCCCGACGGCGAGAAGUACAAGGACAUGGACACGCUGAUGAAGGUGUUCGACAAGGCGAUCGAGUCGCGGCUGGACCGUAGAUGCACAUUCGUCGCGCUAGGCGGCGGCGUCAUCGGGGACAUGUGCGGGUACGCGGCCGCCUCGUUCCUCCGCGGCGUCAAUUUCAUACAGAUACCCACGACUCUGAUGGCCCAGGUCGAUUCGUCUGUUGGAGGCAAGACUGGGAUUAACCAUCCGCUGGGGAAGAACUUGAUUGGGGCGUUCUACCAGCCGCAAUGUGUGCUCAUAGACACGGAGACGCUGAAUACGUUGCCCGACAGGGAGCUGGCUUCAGGCGUUGCUGAGGUGGUGAAGUACGGGCUCAUAAGAGACGCGCCCUUCUUUGAGUGGCAGGAGAAGAAUAUGGCGGCAAUACUAGCGAGAGAACCAAGUGCUCUGACCUAUGCUAUAAAGAGAUCGUGUGAAAACAAAGCUGAAGUUGUUGCUCAGGACGAGAGGGAAGGUGGCCUUCGAGCAACACUAAACCUGGGCCAUACAUUUGGUCAUGCUAUAGAAACAGGUCUUGGCUAUGGAGAAUGGCUCCAUGGGGAGGCUGUCGCUGCUGGAACAGUUAUGGCAGCUGAUAUGUCUUACCGUUUGGGCUGGAUAGACGAGUCCAUACAAAAACGAACAUUUGACAUACUAGACCAAGCCAAGCUUCCUGUUGCACCGCCAAAAGGCAUGACAGUGGAGAAGUUCAGAAACAUCAUGGCUGUUGACAAGAAAGUUGCGGAUGGAUUGCUGAGGCUCAUCCUUCUGAAAGGACCUCUGGGAGGCUGUGUUUUCACCGGCGAAUACGACAGGAAAGCCCUGGAUGAAACCCUUCAUGCAUUCUGCGACAACUGAUCCUUCUCAGUUGGAACUUCAGGAGUCAAGACUUUUGU
This is a messenger RNA of Lolium rigidum, 1379 nucleotides long. Its product is annotated as 3-dehydroquinate synthase, chloroplastic-like. Gene Ontology annotation, biological process: aromatic amino acid biosynthetic process. The transcript has 8 exons. Gene Ontology annotation, cellular component: cytoplasm. NCBI's taxonomy places the organism in Eukaryota, Viridiplantae, Streptophyta, Magnoliopsida, Poales, Poaceae. Gene Ontology annotation, molecular function: 3-dehydroquinate synthase activity. Bases 37 to 1341 code for a protein of 434 amino acids. The record is from RefSeq and is a predicted model, not a curated record.